ACUGACGUCACCGUCGCCCCACUGCUUUCCGGGAGACCGAAGUAGAAGGCCAGCGAGCUGGCUACAAUGGCAGGUGAAGAAAUUAACGAAGAUUAUCCAGUAGAAAUUCAUGAGUAUUUAUCAACAUUUGAGAAUUCCAUUGGUGGUGUGGAUGACAUGCUGAAGACCAUGAUGUCUGUUUCUAGAAAUGAGUUAUUACAGAAGUUGGACCCACUUGAACAAGCAAAAGUGGAUUUAGUUUCUGCUUACACAUUAAAUUCAAUGUUUUGGGUUUAUUUGGCUACUCAGGGAGUUAAUCCUAAAGAACAUCCAGUGAAGCAAGAAUUGGAAAGAAUCAGAGUGUACAUGAACAGAGUCAAGGAGAUAACAGACAAGAAAAAAGCUGGCAAGCUGGAUAAAGGUGCAGCUUCAAGAUUUGUGAAAAAUGCCCUUUGGGAGCCAAAACCUAAAAAUGCACCAAAAGUUGCCAAUAAAGGGAAAAGCAAAAAUUAACCUUUUGGUUUUGAUGUACACAUAUUCAAAAAAAGGACAUCAUUUUUUGGUUGUUGCUGUUUUCCACAAAAUAGAUGAUGAUUAUGUGGCAGGAUAAGGUUUAAAUAUAUUUCUAAUUGAAUUCAUAUGUAAAAUUUACAUUUUAAAUUUGAAAUGAUACUUUCCCCCCCAGAAAGAGCUAAGUUAUCUUUAUUGAUUUUCCUAUAAAACACUGAGGUUUUUAAACAUCGUGGUAUAUUUUAUAUUUGUAUUUUACCAUUGCUCUUGAUGAGACUAUUUCCUCAUCUAGGUCAAUCUUCAUAAGUACCAUUUUAUAGCCAACUGUGGAAUUUAAGUUAAAUGUUCUUUGUAAACAUUUGUCUAUUUUAAAUGAAUAUUUUAAACUUUAUGAAGUUUGCUAAAGACUGAAGUUGUAAAUACAUGUUUUCACUAUAUAAUAAGAAAGAAUGAAAUGACUUAAAUGUCUUUUUUUUUCUAUUUAGUUAUUUCAUCAUGUUUUCAUGUUUUGGGGAUUUACUGCUUUUUUGAUAUUUGAACUGUGAAAUUAAAACUUUUAAGGUUAUUUAAUUCUUGACACUUUGCCUCUGUAUACCAUUUAAAGUAAUAUAUUUUCUCGUUAAGAUGGGAAAUGAGAUUGUAUAUUGACAGCUGAAUUUUGGUGAAAUGGCUGUAUCCUAUCAAUAAAAGCUAUAAAUAUGUAGCUUACCUAUUUACUUUUCUCCUUUGAGUAAAUUUGUCCUGGAAAAGAGGAAGAUAGCUUUUAGAAAUCAUUAGAAAAAUUCAUGAAUUUUUGAGGCAGUCUCAAGUAUGUACAAGUAUUUUGGAACAACUUUCUUAUGUAAUACCAUUUACGCUGUAAUUCAAAGGAGAUGUGUUAUGUUUAUAUUCUGAUUUAUUUUUCUGGAAUGUUUGUUGCAUACUUAAAGACUAUUCUAAAUGUCUUAAGUUCACAAUUUUAAUUAUAUGCCUUCAGUGCUGUCUGUCUUUGAAUCCACACCAUUAUGUAUAAGAAUGCCAAGUACAGUAAUUUUUGAAAAAGAAGUUGUUAAAAUUUUCUGCAUGAUUAAUUCUCCAUAAGUAACCUUGAAUAAAUGGGUUCUUUGAUUUAUAGUAGCAUAUAUUGGAAAUGGUCUUAAAAUGUAAUGGAUUUUGUAAAAUAUGUUGAACUCUUUCUAUGAUGCAUGAAGAGGAAGUCACUGAUAGAUGCAGAGAGUCUUGGCUCAGAUGUCAGACAAUUUUUGAAGUGGAAGAACAUUUAUAGUUAUUUUUACUCCUUUUUUCACCUUCAUCCUAAUUUCUAGUUUUUUAAAAUAGUAACAUCUUCCAGAGAGAAGUAAAUGUUAUUAAAUCAAGUUUAUGUGUAUGUAGCCUUGUGUUAUUUAUUACAAAGAUACUUUUAUAACUUGUGUUUUUGUAUAUGUUCUAAUUUCAUAAAGAAAAGUUAAGUGAAAAAUGUCAUGCAGUUCCAGAAAAUCAUUAGCUAAAUUAUUGGUUUGUGAAAGUUCAAUUCAGCAUUCUAUUAAAUUGGAAAUUCUUAGGUGAAUAGUUCUUUCAGUCUUUACUGGUAGAAAUAAAAAAGUUUAAGUGCAUUCGUUUUAUUAUAUAUAAUUUAAAAUCUAGCAUGUGGAUAAGGAGCUGAGUAAUAGUAGUACAUUGAGUUGCUUAUUUGUUGUUUAUUUACUUCAAAAAUAUUUUAUGAGAUCUACAUUGACAAAUACUGUGCUAGGUUGCAAAUAAGAUAACUCCAGCCUUUAUUCUAAGAAAAGAAAAUAAAAAUGUUAUGCAAAAAGUACCUCUUUUUUAUUCAUAUUUUUUUUCCCAGAGUUACCGGAAAAUUUAUGACAAAUUGUGUUCAUUAACCUUAGAACCAUAAAGGGUGAUGGGUUGAUCUGUUUGACUCUGGUACAGUUAUUGUUAACAUAGUCUGUUCCAAAUGAUAGUCUGCUCUAAGUUUAGAUGUUAAUUACAUCUUUUAUUAAUCUCUUUGGGAAUUAACAAAUUGGAGAGGUUAUAGUUAUAGAUAUUUUUAACAUUAGAAUUAUAGACUGUUAAUCUAAUACUAAAUAAUGAGAUUUUGUCUUUUAAUAAUAUUUUAAGUACAAUUUUCUUCUUGUUCAUAGUUGCAGGAUGAGAAUUCAUUUUAAUAAAGUAGAAUAUGUUAAGAAGAAAAUUGAAGCUUGAAUUAUGGUUUACAUUCUGGGAAUUAGGAGGUUAUGUCAAGUUGAUUGGUUUUUAAGAUACCCAGCAGAUUAAAAGAUUGUUCUAUUUAGCUUUUAGAAAAGGGUUGGUAUUAUUUCUAAAUAAGGCUUUUAAAAUUGACAAGAAAUGUAGGAAAUACUUGAAAAACAGAUAAUGUAUUGAUUGUAGAUACUUUUUUAAGUAGGUCAUUGAAAACAAAAGUUGCUUUGGGAAUUGAAUCACAUAGCUUAUGAUAGAGUUAUCAGAAAUUCUGCUUUUACCAAGUGAUGUUAACUGAGAAGGAUUUGAGCUGUGUCUGAACCUUCAUGUAAUAGCUAAACUGGGUAUGUAAAGGGAAGAAAAAGAAGUGUUGUUAUCUGGUUAUCUCCCUCGAUUACAUUGUUUAGUAAACUUGCUCAGAUAAAUUCAGUGGCUCUUUUACCAGAUGACCUCCAUAGCAACUUAUUUAAUGAAUGUG
Talpa occidentalis (Iberian mole) is the source of this 3148-nucleotide messenger RNA. RefSeq names its product C1D nuclear receptor corepressor (gene C1D). The record is from RefSeq and is a predicted model, not a curated record. Gene Ontology annotation, cellular component: nucleolus; exosome (RNase complex). Gene Ontology annotation, biological process: maturation of 5.8S rRNA; regulation of gene expression. Bases 67 to 492 code for a protein of 141 amino acids. The transcript is spliced from 5 exons. NCBI's taxonomy places the organism in Eukaryota, Metazoa, Chordata, Mammalia, Eulipotyphla, Talpidae. Gene Ontology annotation, molecular function: DNA binding; RNA binding.